AGAAUAAAAAGGGAAACUGGGAAGGGAAGAAGAAAGAAGGGAGGAGGGGUUUGGUAACAUGUUCGAUGCGGGUUGGGGAGGGAGAGUACGUUGACGAAAGUCGGGGAAGCAAAAGCAAGUCCUCGAGAAGCCGCAAGGAACAGCAGCAGCGCCGAGGCAAGCAACUUCCAGAUUCUCCAUCCCCCACCCCCUCCCCACCCCAAUAUCAUCUCCCUUUCCAUCAUCCUCAUCCUCGUCGUCCGCUCCCCCUCCUCUUUCUCAUCGAUGAGUUCUUACUGCAUGGAUGUGGCGGCUGAUGGGGCAUAAAUGGGAAGGGCGGUCUUUCUACAGGUUCUCCACAUAUAUCCAGUUUUUGCAGGGGAUUAAGAUCUGGAUAGACGAUGGUCCCGCUAACUGCUUGCCAUCCGACCAUAAGCUAUAGGCCCAUACGUCCAUCUGAUCUGGAAAUCUUAGAGCAGCUCCACGGGGAAUUAUUUCCCAUCAGGUACGAAUCUGAGUUCUUCCAAAAUGUUGUCCAUGGACGUGGUAUAGUGUCUUGGGCAGCCGUUGACCAUAGCCGUGAUGAUGGAAAAAGUGAUGAGCUAAUUGGAUUUGUCACAGCUAGGGUUGUUCCUGCUAAAGACAGUGAGAUUGUGGAUUUGCUUAAUAGUAAUUCUGCAGAAUCAGAAUGGUCAUUAGUCUACAUUCUGACGCUGGGAGUGAUGAAUAGUUACAGAAAUCUUGGCAUAGCCUCUUCACUUAUUCUUGAGGUUAUCAAGUACACCUCCAGUAUCCAAACUUGUCAGGCUGUUUAUUUGCAUGUGAUAUCAUACAAUAUUCCUGCCAUCCACCUGUACAAGAAAAUGUCAUUCAAGUGUAUACGGAAGUUGCCUGGUUUCUAUCUGAUUGAUGGCCAGCAUUAUGAUUCAUACCUGUUUGUUUACUUUGUGAAGGGCAGUCGAUCUCCUUGCUCACCACUGGAGCUUGUCAUGGUUGUCGUGAGAUACAUACGGAUUGGUUUCCAGUCGAUUAUCGCAAAGCUAUGGAGCGAUGAAAGGAAGGUUGGUAGAUGGUGCAGAUGUAAAGAAGCUCAUUCUCUAAUAUAGGCGGCCCAGAACAAGAGAAUCCUUGAGUCUCAGAGAAUUAGGGAUAAAUGUAUCUUAUAGGUAUGUUUUAUCAACUGGUUGUUGGUACUUGAAGGAGGGAUGCAGAUGUACUAUCUGCCUUUACUUGUAUUCUUGCCUGUACAUGUUUACACCUAUUAAUCGUGGAGAGUUGAAAUAAUAUCAAGGCCAUUGCAUUGUGGCUUGUUUUUAUUUUCCAAAAUUCGAGGGUGAGAUAUAAUGUUUUUUUGCAAACGUAGGAUGUAUGUGCCUGUAAUGAAAGCAAGUAACUUUGUUGUUGUGUUUUUCAA
Messenger RNA from Eucalyptus grandis, 1393 nucleotides. Its product is annotated as histone acetyltransferase MCC1. Gene Ontology annotation, biological process: N-terminal peptidyl-methionine acetylation. Gene Ontology annotation, molecular function: histone acetyltransferase activity; protein-N-terminal amino-acid acetyltransferase activity. The transcript is spliced from 6 exons. Gene Ontology annotation, cellular component: Golgi membrane. The record is from RefSeq and is a predicted model, not a curated record. Lineage: Eukaryota; Viridiplantae; Streptophyta; Magnoliopsida; Myrtales; Myrtaceae. Bases 381 to 1085 code for a protein of 234 amino acids.